GGCACUGGUAGGUGGCACUGGUGGGCACAGGUGGGUGGCACUGGUGGGCACAGGUGGUUGGGCACAGGUGGGUGGCACUGCUGGGCACAGGUAGGUGACACUUCUGGGCACAGGUGGGCGCACUGCUGGGCACAGGUGGGCGCACUGCUGGGCACAGGUGGGCGGAAUUGGUGGGUGGCACUGCAGGGCACCGAUCAUCAGGGCACUGAUCAUCAGUGCCCUGAUGAUCGGUGCCAAUCCCUGCUCUGACAACUGCCGGUUCUCGGCAGUACUUUCCUCACGCUCUGACAGCGUGAAGAAAGUGCAGCCGAGAACCGGCAAUUGCAU
Staurois parvus is the source of this 327-nucleotide messenger RNA. Lineage: Eukaryota; Metazoa; Chordata; Amphibia; Anura; Ranidae. The record is from the annotation of a GenBank genome assembly.